Messenger RNA from Hydra vulgaris (swiftwater hydra), 1868 nucleotides. Lineage: Eukaryota; Metazoa; Cnidaria; Hydrozoa; Anthoathecata; Hydridae. The record is from RefSeq and is a predicted model, not a curated record.
CAUAUCUCGUUUUUUUAACUCUUUUUUUAGGCAGCGCGAGGCAGACUUAAUUUUGUGGAGUUUCUUUUUAGAAACAGAUAUACACAUAGAUACUUUUUGGAAAGAAGAAAAGCUAAUCUUGCUUUAUUUAAUAAAUUUAUGUAUUGUUAUUAUACUUUUUUGUCGAUUAUUUUGCUUCUGAAUAUUUGGUUGGUGUUCUCACAUGAAUUUGUAGUAGAAGAAAUGUUGAUCCGGUUUUGUUUUUUUUAUUCAAACAAUUUUCUACAUGCAUUUUCUAUGCACAUGCCAAAUUUCAACGAAAAAUAAUUGGUAUCAGAUAGUUUAAAAUGUGUUAUAUUACGUAUACCACUUAUUUUAGGUAGCUUUAGGCAAACGUUUUUUUGUGUGUUUCUUUUAAGAAACAUGUAUAAACAUAAAUUAUUUUCAUAAAGGAGAAAGGUUGAUCUAAAUUUUUAUAUGACUUUUAUGUAUGGUUACCCAACAUUUUUAUGGAUUAUUUUGCUGACAAUAUUGCAUAAAAAUUUCGUCCCUGUUCUCACAAUAAUUUGUUGUCGAAGGAAUGUUGAUCCGGCUUUUUUUGUUAGUUUUCCUAUAUUUUACAUGCAUUUUCUUAGCACCUGCCAAAAAUCAACGAAAAAUAAUUGGUAGCAGAUAGUAUACUUAGUGUUGGACUUUUGAUUAAAAUAAAAAAUGAAUUCUGACAGAAGUUUUAUUGAAUCUAUAACAGAUUAUCCUGCUCCACAUUAUGAAGGCUUUUUGAGAUAUCCAACAUCUUCAUCUGCAAUGAGUGCUCUAGUUCCAUCCUCAAUUGCAUUGAGUGUUCCAUCUACAUCUGCAAUAAUUGUUACAUCUUCAGCUGCUACAAGAGGUAAGUUUAUAAACUGUUAUUUUCUAAUAUGUGUAUGCAUAAUAUACAUGUGUAAAAGUAUUGUUUCUAAUAUGUGUAUGCAUAUCUUAUCGAUAGAAAGUAAAUUGUAAUUUUAUUUUUAAAAAAUUUUACCUUGAGUCCCACAACCUCCACAACAACUACAGAUUUAGGGUCCAGUACCCUAGACCAAUUAGUAAUCGGUCAUUUUUGCGGUGGGUCCGGUUAGGAGGGAAAAAUGGUGAAUCAUUCAGCUGGGUCUAUCAUCCUCCUAAAAGGGGUGCUGGGAGCUACAGCAGAAGAGGAAGCCGUGGAGGAGGUUGUGGGCAAAGACGGAAUGGUGGCAGCCUUGUCGUGAAUGGUGGCAUCCACUCUUACUAGGCGCCACCAUGCCUGUUUUAUUUAAAAAUAAAUAUAUAACAUUAUCAAGUUUGUUUUCCAUUUUGUCCCAAUUUUUACAAUUAUUAACAUUUGAUUUAUUUAUUAUAAAUCUUUCACAAAAUGAUUUAAAAACGAAGCAUUGACAGGUGUAAUAGUUUGCAAGGGAUCUAUUUUGUAUGUUUUCAAUGUGAUUAAAAGUUGUAGCGUAAAAAGUUUUAAAGUUGUAGCUAUAAAUAGUUAUAGACUUUUUAAUGUGUUUAGGAUUUUUUGAGGUUUUGAGAUUUUGAUGUUUUCUCAUAGCACAUAUUAAAUGUAGUUUCAAAUUUAUAUGUAAUGUUUUAUAGAGUUAAUAAAUGUUAAAUAUCUUUGCAUACCUAAUUACUAUUAUUUAUUUUAUUUUAGUUUAUAUACUGUUUUUUUGAGUUAAGAAAUAUUAUUUGAUUAUAGACCAGUUUAAUUGUUUGAUUUUAAACCAGUUUAACUUAUGUUUACAGUUCCUAAAUAUUAUAUUUACGUAACCAUUACUUGUUUGUAGAAGGUGUGUAUGAGAUUUUUUUUUACAUGUUUUAUUGUAAUGUUAUUAAUAAUUAACAAAUUUUUAUAUAUUGUUUGUUUACUUUUC